This is a messenger RNA of Sclerotinia borealis F-4128, 975 nucleotides long. The record is from the annotation of a GenBank genome assembly. Lineage: Eukaryota; Fungi; Ascomycota; Leotiomycetes; Helotiales; Sclerotiniaceae.
AUGGUAGAGCUUACAAGACAAGAAAGAAGCCAAGCAGCAAUCAAGUCGUGGGCGAAGCGCAGGCAGAAAGCAGCUAUAGGAGAAGCAUCGGUGUCGUGUAUCAAGGAGAAGCCUACAAAGGUGAAAAAGAGUCGACAAGCAACUAAGGUCUUGACGGAACGCAAGCAGAGAGAAGCUAAGGCUCUUGAAAAGGCAGAAGAAUUAGGGGUGGAAAAACGAUACAAUAAGACCGCCUCUCCGCGAGAGUACCACGCUAUGAUCAAUGAAACUAAAGCCAUUGUAGCUGCAUCCGUGGCAGAAGCUGUAGUCGGGUCCCUUCUUACCCAGCGACAACGAGAUCAUCUUUUCGAGGAAAUUCUCGCACGUCAACACCGCGACGAGGAGCUACAAGUCAAGUUUGCAACAGAGCUACAUCUACAAAAACUUGCCAUUGAUACAAGCAACAAUAAGCAACAUCAAAUUUUGAAGUAUGGAUCUAUACAGAACGCAAUGAUACCGGUUGGCCAGGACAACACCCGAUAUAAAGAUGACUUAAGGGAAGAUCAUAACGUGUUUAAUAUGGCUCAGAGGAUGGCCUUUAGCAGUGCGAUGAGCCAAGGGACAUCACCCCAAAAUACUUUUCCUGGGUGUAGAAAUGCUAACGUAGAAUGUAUCCCGCAAAUGCUUCCUGGGUUGAACGAUUCUCCUUCUUUCACAGAACCUGAAGUCAUGAUAAGUGGAGCCUCUGUUCAGUUUAUCGAUGCCAAUCCCUUCUCUAAAAUCACGCAAAAAGAGGCGAUAGAAAAUGAAGGUGCUACAAGGUUGCCACAUGAGCCGUUUUUUGGCGAUGCUGCUUUCGGCAACAUCGAGCGAGAGCCUGUCCAAAUCACAACAACUCACUGGAAAGCACCGGCAUUUAUACCAGAAUGGCACUCCGAGACUACUUGCUUAGGUGCUCAACAACUUCAGUCUCCUACCUUGAGUCCAGAGCUAUAG